Molecule: messenger RNA, 2020 nt
Organism: Osmerus eperlanus (European smelt)
Lineage: Eukaryota; Metazoa; Chordata; Actinopteri; Osmeriformes; Osmeridae
Product: glucagon-like peptide 2 receptor
Exons: 13
Coding region: 20-1549 (509 amino acids)
Biological process (GO): adenylate cyclase-modulating G protein-coupled receptor signaling pathway; cell surface receptor signaling pathway
Cellular component (GO): plasma membrane
Molecular function (GO): peptide hormone binding; glucagon receptor activity
Source: RefSeq, a predicted model, not a curated record
CACACUGUUAUCACCACUCAUGCUGUUUCUCUGCAGUGUGCAGGUCAUGGGUUCCGUGCUGGAGAACGUGAUAACUAAACGGACUGAGUACCAGGAAAACUGCACCAGAACGUUGGAGGCCAGCACCCCCACAAAAACGGGAAUCUUCUGUAACGGGACCUUUGACAGGUUUGUGUGCUGGCCUCAUUCCUCUCCAGGGAACGUGUCGGUCCUGUGUCCCUCAUACCUGCCAUGGAUCCAGGAAGACGCCUCCAGGAACGUUUACCAGGAGUGUCUGGCCAAUGGGAGCUGGCGGUCUGACCGCGAUCAGAGAGAAUGUCAGGAGCCACACUUUUUUAAAGAGGAGGAAGACGAGAUGUUCCGGCAGACAGCUCUGAGGGCCAUCUCCCUCGUGGGCUACUCCCUGUCCUUGUCCUCCCUCUCCCUGGCCACUCUGCUGAUGGGCCUGCUCAGGAAGCUCCACUGUGCUAGGAAUUACAUCCACAUGAACCUGUUCCUGUCUUUCAUCCUGAGGGCCCUGGCAGUCAUCACCAAGGAGAUCAUAUUUCAUUUCACCUACACCAAGCUGCCCAAAGAUGACACUGGGUGGAAGGCCUACUCCAACUCCAAGAUCCAGAUUUUGUGUAAGGGCUCCAAGGUGUUCAUGGAGUACUUUGUGGCCUGUAGCUUCUUCUGGCUCCUGGUGGAGGCCAUCUUCCUCCACACCCUCCUCUUCACGGCCGUGCUCACCAAGAGACGCCUGCUGAAGAGAUACAUGCUCAUUGGCUGGGGAACCCCAUUCCUGUUUGUGGUGCCAUGGGCGGUGGUCAAGAUCCUGUAUGAAAACACAGGGUGCUGGGUCAACACCAGCAGACUAAUCUGGUGGAUCAUUAGAGGACCAAUCACGUUGUCCGUGCUGGUCAUCUUCGUCAUAUUUAUAAAAAUCCUUAUGCUGCUGCUGUCCAAGUUAAAAGCUGAUCAGGUGAAGUUCACAGACUACAGAUACAGCCUGGCCCGGGCCACCCUGGUUCUGAUCCCUCUGUUUGGGCUCCACGAGAUGGUGUUCGCCAUGUUCAUAGACGAGUGCGUCAAGGGCGACGGACGCUACGUGCGCAACUUCUUCAACCUGACGCUCAGCUCCUUCCAGGGAUUCCUGGUAGCUGUGCUGUACUGUUUCGCCAAUGGAGAGGUCCAGACUGAGCUGAGGAAGCGCUGGCAGCUCUUCCUGUUCACCAACCACUUCCGGGUCAGGAACUGCUUCCGGGGCGCUCCCCUCAAACACCUGUGGAAGUGUUCCCGAGGCCGCCGCCCACACGGCUCGGAGCAGAGCGAAUCGUACGAGGAGGGCGGAGCCCCCACUCACUGCCACCUGCUACAGGUGGCCACACAGAGAGACGGAGGAGGAGGAGUAGAAGGCGGGGGAGGAGAGAAAGGGGGCCAGCAGGGCAGGGGGAGAGGGAGGGACACCACAAGUCUGGAGUUUCUGGCCCGGAAGAGUUUGUCCAGUAGCGAUGGAGAGAUUACCCUGGGAGAAACCAUGGAGGAGAUACUGGAGGAGAGCGAGUUCUGAGGCCUGUCUUGUCACUCCAUCCUUCCACUCUCAGACUGCUGUGUCACCUGCAGACAUGUACUGUAGUGAUGGACCCUAAACCCACUUGACAGGGAUUGACUUUCUAUAAAUAGUGAUAACGUAAUGUGCAUUUGUAUACCGUUGUGUACCAGUGAAGAUCUAGAAUGUUCACAUUGUGUUUUUGUACCGCCCGUUCUGCACACGUAUUUACCGUCAAGUGUAAUGUGUACUUUGUUGUAUUAGGUAGUGUUAAAACCAAGUACAAAAUAUUGUAAGUAAUAAUUGCAAAUGGCAGGCCUUUAUACACAAAAAAAGAAAUAUACAAAGACGAACAGAUGAUUGUAAAAUAUGUCUUUGUUGUUCAAAUGUAAAUAAUAUGCUACAUUAUAGUCUCGUAUUUGGAAAGAAAAUGUGUGAAAGUAACAAUCACGUGAUGAGAUGGGUAUAUAUUAUAUUUGUCAUUUAUCGAGC